AAACAAUGGGAGGGUGGUCCUGCCUUGGGAUUGAGGAUCAGGGUGAGAAAGAAACGUUUGGAAGCAUCAGUGAACCUUCAUCUGCAGCUGGRGUUAGAAGUGAUGAAUCAUGAUUUCUCUGAUAAUCAUCAGUUUCCUGCAGGAGGCGUUUGCAGUCGCAGGUGUAGCCCUGGACCCCUGCUCUGCCUACAUCAGCCUGAAYGAACCCUGGAGGAACACAGAUUUCCACGUCAACCAGUCGUCCAGCAGGCCCCUGUGUGACAGCCACGUGUCCGGGGAAUGGUACCGCUUCACUGGCAUGGCCGGGGACGCCAUGCCCACCUUCUGCAUCCCCGAGAACCACUGUGGCACCCACGCCCCCAUCUGGCUGAACGGCAGCCACCCACAGCUCCACGACGGCGUCGUCUCCCUGCCCGUGUGCGCCAGCUUCAACGACAACUGYUGCCAGUGGAACGCCAGCGUUGACGUGAAGGCUUGCCCCGGAGGAUACUUCGUGUACCGCCUGCCCAGACCCUCCGUCUGCUUCCACGUCUACUGUGGCCAUUUCUACGACAUCUGUGAUGAGGUUGAGUGCACCGGCCCCAGCUGUCCCGCAUCCGACUGUCGCUGUGGACCUGGAACUGUCCUGGGUCCAGACAGACAAACGUGUCUGGAUGUAAAUGAGUGCGAUCAGGGGAACGGUGGCUGCGUAGAGGUGUGUGUGAACACCAAAGGCUCCAGGGUCUGUGAGUGCGGGAGGGGCCGCACGCUGGAUGAGGAUGGACGCCACUGUAGAGAGGUUGCAGGCUGCCAUGUCAACAACGGAGGCUGCAGCCACGGCUGCUCCCCCCUGCAGGACGCYUAUCGGUGCCACUGUCCCCGAGGACUGGAGCUGGGAGAGGACAAACACACAUGUCAGGUGCCAGUCCAGUGUGACCCCAGCUCCAUCACUGUGUCCGUCCCUAAAGACUUCGURGGAGGACUGGAGCUUUUUCUGUCCAACUCGUCCUGCAGAGGCGUCUCCAAUGGCACGCACGUCAACCUCCAGUUCAGCCUGAAGACCUGCGGCACCGUAGUGGAGGUGACAGGUGACAAGAUCGUAGGGACCAACUUGGUGACAGGUCUCCCCAGGAACAGCCCAGGCAGCAGCAGGGACCUGAUAGUCCGGACCGGCAAGUUAGUGCUCCCGGUCACCUGCGAGUUCCCCAGAGAGUACCAGGUGUCAGACGAAUACCAGGCCAGCCUGCGCGGCGGCUCGGCCCUGGAGCUGGCGGGUCACAGCGAGGGAGUCUUCCGGUUCAGCCUGGAGCUCUUCAAGAACUCGCAGUUCUCCGAGCCCUACAGAACCCCGCCUCAGCUGCGCCUGCACGACUCGCUGUUCUUUGGGGUUGAGCCCAAAGAGAGAGUGGAGGGCCUCUCUGCCCAGGUGGAGAGCUGCUUCGCAACUCCAGGACCCAGAGCCGACCAGGGCCUCAAGUACUACCUCAUCAAAGACGGGUGCAUCUCCGAUGAAACGGUGACACAGUACUYGUCGAAGGACCAACUCUCCAAGCACUUCCAGGUCCCCGUCUUCAAGUUCAUUGGCAAGGACAAUCGACAAGUGUUCCUCCACUGCCAGGUGUUGGUAUGUGGGGCGGGAGACACCCGCUGUGCCCAGCGCUGCCGUCCACGUGUGCAGCGGGAGACUCGAACGGGGAAAACUCAGGAGCCUCAAACACUGAGCUCAGGCCCCAUCUAUAUUUUACCUUAGUCCCAACCAGUGUUGUACUGGUCAAACCUGUCCAAUUAUUACUUAAAGUAGACAUAUCCUGCUUUUAAAUCCUUCCCUUUUCACAUUUAAAUCAUUCAGCUGGGGUCUUUAUAAAGUGGAACUACAACGCUUUGAUCUGAAUWCCUUCUUAUUCUAAAUUCACCAGCUCCUCUUUCACCACUUUCCUGCUGUCUGUCUCAAAGCAGCUGUUUUUUUUGUCACUGUUCCUUUAAGAUGCUUCAAGCCCCGCCCCCCUCCAGCUUCCAAACCAGUCCACUCCGGUUAGAGGGGUAAUCAUUUUCUGGCUUGCAGAAAUGUUUUAUUGACAUUUUAAUUAAAAGAUGUCAACAACAGAAAACUUGUCCAGAGUCUGAACCAGAAC
Messenger RNA from Austrofundulus limnaeus, 2111 nucleotides. RefSeq names its product oncoprotein induced transcript 3 (gene oit3). The record is from RefSeq and is a predicted model, not a curated record. The coding region runs from base 110 to 1729 and encodes 539 amino acids. The transcript has 9 exons. NCBI's taxonomy places the organism in Eukaryota, Metazoa, Chordata, Actinopteri, Cyprinodontiformes, Rivulidae. Gene Ontology annotation, molecular function: calcium ion binding.